Nerophis lumbriciformis (worm pipefish) is the source of this 4258-nucleotide messenger RNA. NCBI's taxonomy places the organism in Eukaryota, Metazoa, Chordata, Actinopteri, Syngnathiformes, Syngnathidae. The record is from RefSeq and is a predicted model, not a curated record.
UUAACUUCAACCUGUUAAAAUCUGGUUAAGACCCCCCCAAUGUGGGCCAUUAACAAAUCGUGUGCACAGAUGCUUUGUACAUAAUAUAGAUGUUUUGUAAAUCAAAUGUUUCAUGAUUUUGUUAGGAAGUAGAUUAUUGAGUAAAUUGAUAUAUUUUAUUUAAUCAUAAAGUUUUACUGUGGCUGUGACAUGUGUUAGUCAUUUGUUUGUGCAGUGGUUCAAGCGGUACAUGUGCAUUCCUAAUAUAAUUAUAAGUAGUUUUGUUUUUUAAUUCCGCUGUUUUUUCUAUAUGUCUUUGCUGGAAUGGAGUUGGAGCUGUUUGAUUCCACAAACUAACUAACUUUCAGCACCAUAGAAAGCAUCUCAUGUCCCACAUUGUGUUCAGUAUAAACAGCUCCUCUGUUCUUCACAAUGUCAAUAUUCAAAUAUGCCAACUUGUUUUCCUAUCAAAAGUGAGGAUACACUUAUUUGUAAUAAAUAUUUUUGAGGGUUCCGGGUUCGAUCCCCGCUUCCGCCAUCCUAGUCACUGCUGUUGUGUCCUUGGGCAAGAUAGUUUACCCACUUGCUCCCAGUGCCACCCACACUGGUUUAAAUGUAACUUUGAUAGUGGGUUUCACUAGGUGAUAGCGCUUUGAGUCACUAGAGACAAGUGCUAUAUAAAUAUAAGUAUCUUCACUUCAAUUCACUUCACACACACACACACGCACGCGCGCACACAUGCAAAAUGCCCUGUAAUUAACCAUACUGUAUGAAGUUGAAAAAAACUAGAUUAACACUUGCUGGCUGUCUUAUUAUGUAUUUGUUGUCCAGCCUAAUUAUUGUAUUUAUUUAUUAGUGUCACCUGUUUCUGUUUAAUGUUAAAUAAUUAAUUUGUAUUGUGUUAUUUUUCCACAAUUCUCUCCCAACGUUUAGAGUGUUAGAUGAGUUAUUGUUGCACUAAUAAUCACCACUGUCCAUGGUGCUGAAUAGUUAGUGACUGGAAGUAACUCAACUCAAACACGUCUACAACUAAAUCUACAACUAUGCAUGUGUCAAAAGAUAACUUACUCAAACACCAAAAUAAAAAUACUGAUCAUGAAUAUACAAAAUACGGAAUUUCGGACUUAUUAAUACAACAAAUUGUAUUAUGUUUACCAAUUUUGAUUAUAAUCUUACUGGGACAUUGAUUUAACUAAUAGAAAAAAAUGCAACAUGAUAAAAUCACUGAACAAAAAAUAAACGUAUUAUAUAUAUCCAUCUUGCAUGUCAGAAAAUGAAACUAAUAUAAUUAAAAAUAUAUACAUUAAUAUUAAUUAUGCUUUAUUUUUAAAGUUAAUGUUUUUUUGGUUUUUUUACAAACGUAUGCCUUUCUUUAAAUGCCCUUACCGAUUGGAAUUCCUUGUUUUCAUGUUAUUCGUAAUUUCAAAAUAAAAGUUCUAAUAUGACCAUAUGACAUCAUAUGGGUCUAAAGUGAACUGAUGUAAUGCAUAUUUUGUUAUAUUAGGCAUUUUAAUUGUGUAUGUUUGCCAGCUAAUGAAAUCUUAAUCAAUUUAACGUCUGUAUUAAAUAUUUUUGACGGUUAAUAAAUAUUAAGGUGUAUUACUGUGAAAAUGCUCUGAGGGCCGCUGUUGACACGUCAUUGAAUAAGAGUGAACAUAUUCAGUGCUGUGGUCCUAUUGGUCUCCUUUUAGAGCUUCACUGCUUGCGAAGACGACGGUCUGCUCGCCAUUUGAAGAGAAAUCUUUCUUGUGGAUCAUCAUUCCUAUUUGAGAUUUUUUGUUUAAGGAGUGUCUGGUUUUGCUCUGAAGGAUUAUUAUCACCAUUUUUUGUCUUGAAGAUGGAUUAUAUGUGGAUAAACGCAGUCAGAGGCCGAUGGCGCGCACUGUUUGUCAUUCUUUGUCUCUGCGAGCUGAGCUCAGUGAGUGGACAGGCUCGCUAUUCCAUACCGGAGGAGCAGGCAGAAGGCUCUUUUGUUGGAAACAUUGCCAGAGAUUUGGGCUUGGAUGUGGCCAGACUAGUAGCAGGUAAAGCUCGUAUUAUUGCAAAAGGAGGCCGGCAGUAUGUUGAUUUAAAGCGAGACAAAGGCACACUUGUUAUUAAAGAGCGCAUCGACCGAGAAGAGCUUUGUGGAAAGACGACGCCCUGCAGCUUCAGUUUUGACAUCAUUUUAGAAAAUCCGAUCCAGCUUUAUCGUGUAACAGUGGAAGUUAUAGAUAUUAAUGAUAAUAGCCCCUCUUUCCCAAAGUCCGACAUUAAUUUGAAAAUUACAGAACAUGCUGCAGUGGGCACCCGUUUCUCUCUUGCUAAUGCAGCUGACACUGAUGUUGGUCUUAAUGAUAUUCAGAAAUACACACUGAAACCUUCAGAUAAUUUUAAAUUGGAAAUAAAAAAACAGCCACAAGGAAAAAACGUUAUUGAAAUGGUUUUAGAGAAGCCUUUAGACAGAGAGAAAGAGGAGACUCACACUCUCAUGUUGAUUGCUUCAGAUGGCGGUGAGCCACAUAGAUCAGGGACGGUGAGAAUUCAAAUCACUGUGCUGGAUGCCAACGAUAACGCACCUGUGUGCAGCCAGCCUGUUUAUAAGGUAGAUGUUCGAGAAAAUUCACCUGAAGGAAUGUUAAUUACUACUGUGAGUGCAAGUGACGCUGAUUCAGGCCUCAAUGGUGACGUCACUUACUCCACUCCUCAUAUUACCAGACAGGCGGAGCCAAUCUUUCAUGUAAAUGUUAAAACAGGAGAAAUUAAAAUUACUGGAAAAUUAGAUUUUGAAGAAUCCAAGAUUUAUGAGUUAAAUGUCCAAGCUAGUGACCAUGGAGGAUAUUCAGACACAUGUAAAGUUAUUAUUAACAUAAUUGAUGAGAAUGACAAUGUCCCUACAAUAGAACUUAUGUCAUUUUCUCAGUCCAUACCUGAGGAUUCUCCCCCAGGUACAACAGUAGCUGUUUUUAACGUGAAUGAUGAAGACUCUGAGAGCAACGGUGUUGUCAAGUGCUCUAUUAAUUCUGACGUCCCUUUCAAAAUUGAGUCUUCAUUAACAGGUUAUUACACCAUAGUGACCGAAAACUUCUUAGACAGAGAAAGUGUUUCUGAAUAUAAUGUUACCAUAACAGUGUCUGACCAAGGCUCUCCUCCUCUGUCUAGUUAUAAAACCAUCAACGUUAAAAUAUCUGACGUUAAUGACAGCCCGCCCAAAUUCCAUCAGUCAGAAUACAGUAAGAAUGUUCCAGAGAACAACUCUCCUGGUUUUUCUGUGUUUACUGUCAGUGCUAGUGAUGCAGACUGGGGCCAGAACGCCCGAGUGUCUUACUUCCUGGAGGAGAAAGAAGUUAAUGGAGUAGCUGUGUCUUCUUUUGUCUCUGUCAACUCAGAGAACGGUGUCAUCCACGCAGUCCGAUCUUUUGAUUACGAACAAAUUAAAUCCUUUCACUUUAACGUUACCGCCCGUGAUGCCGGAUCCCCUCCUUUAAGUUCUGUAGCCACAGUUCAUAUCCUGAUCCAGGACCAGAACGACAACGCCCCCCAGGUUCUGUACCCGGUCCAGACUGGCGGCUCGGUGCUGGCUGAAAUGGUGCCUCGUUCAGCAGAUGUGGGCUAUCUGGUGACUAAAGUGGUGGCUGUGGAUGUGGACUCUGGACAGAACGCCUGGCUCUCCUAUAAAGUGCACAAAGCCACAGACAGGGCGCUGUUUGAAGUGGGCCUACACAAUGGAGAAAUAAGAACUGUCCGCCAAGUCACUGAUAAAGAUGCCGUCAAACAAAGACUGAGUGUUCUAGUGGAGGACAACGGGCAGCCCUCUCGUUCAGCUACAGUCAUUGUUAACGUGGCGGUGGCGGACAGCUUCCCUGAAGUGCUGUCAGAGUUCACUGACUUUAGCAUGCACGACAAGGAGUACAAUGACAAGCUGACUUUUUACUUAGUCUUGGCUUUGGCUGUGGUCUCCUUCCUCUUCAUCACCUGCUUGCUGCUCAUCAUAUCAGUCAAAGUGUACAGGUGGAGACAGUCUCGCGUCCUGUACCACUCCAACCUCCCUGUCAUUCCAUAUUAUCCACCACGUUACUCAGACACUUUGGGGACAGGGACUCUCCAACACGUGUACAAUUACGAGGUGUGCAGGACCACCGACUCCAGAAAAAGUGACAUGAAGAAUAUGCAAGCCAUGAGUCAAAGUUUAGUGAGUGUGGAUGGAGCUGAUGCUGAUACACCACAUGUGGCCAAGCAGAUGUCAGGAAACUUUUCACAGAUGUCAACUUUGGUGAGUCAAAUAUUUUACCAUUUUUAA